AUGUCUUCGGUUAAAGUGGCUGUUCGAGUACGACCAUUCAACCAAAGAGAAAUAUCGAACGCCUCGAAAUGCGUCCUUCAAGUGAAUGGAAAUACGACGACAAUCAACGGUCAUGCAAUUAACAAGGAGAACUUCAGUUUCAAUUUUGACCACUCUUACUGGUCCUUCACAAAGAAUGAUCCACAUUUCAUUUCGCAGAAGCAAGUGUAUGAAGAGCUUGGAGUGGAGAUGCUUGCACAUGCAUUUGAGGGGUAUAAUGUCUGUAUAUUUGCAUAUGGACAAACUGGGUCUGGAAAGUCUUACACCAUGAUGGGAAAAGCAAAUGAUAAAGAGGAAAUGGGUAUUAUUCCUCGUUUGUGUGAUGAUUUAUUUGAAAGAAUUGAUAAUAACAAUGACAAGAAUGUACAAUAUUCUGUGGAGGUAUCUUAUAUGGAAAUCUAUUGUGAAAGGGUCAAAGAUCUUCUGAAUCCCAGCUCUGGAGGCAAUCUUCGGGUUCGUGAACAUCCUCUUCUUGGUCCAUAUGUCGAUGAUUUAACGAAAAUGGCAGUGUGUUCGUACAAUGACAUUUGCAAUCUGAUGGACGAAGGAAACAAAGCGAGAACUGUUGCUGCUACAAACAUGAACUCCACUUCAUCAAGAUCUCAUGCCGUGUUCACAAUCGUUCUCACUCAAAAGAAACAUUGCAGUGAUACCAACUUGGAUACUGAAAAAGUUUCCAAAAUUUCUUUAGUUGAUUUGGCAGGAUCCGAAAGAGCGAAUUCGACUGGAGCAGAGGGUCAGAGACUAAAAGAAGGAGCCAAUAUUAACAAAAGUUUGACAACUUUGGGACUUGUCAUCAGUAAACUCGCAGAAGAAGCUGGAAACAAAAAAAAGAGAGCAAAAGGAGUAGUUCCAUAUCGUGAUUCUGUGCUGACGUGGCUUCUCAGAGAGAAUUUGGGAGGAAAUUCAAAAACUGCAAUGCUUGCUGCACUCUCUCCAGCUGAUAUCAAUUUUGAUGAGACGUUGAGUACUUUGAGAUACGCUGAUCGAGCGAAACAAAUUGUUUGCCAAGCCGUUGUUAAUGAGGAUCCAAAUGCGAAACUCAUUCGAGAACUGAAAGAAGAAGUCAACAAAUUACGUCACAUACUGGAUGAAAAGGGAAUCGACGUGGCAGAUGUACAGGAUACUCCUGGAAGACCGAAUAAGGGACCAAAGUUAUCUGCACAAGUACACAAUACAAUAGAACAAUUACAAGCAUCUGAGAAAUUGAUAGCUGAAUUGGAUAAGACUUGGGAACAGAAAUUGGUCAAAACAGAAGAAAUCAGAAAACAAAGAGAAGAGGAACUUCGAGAAAUGGGUCUGGCCUGUUUGGAUGAUGGAACUACGUUGGGUGUAUUCAGUCCGAAGAAGUUACCACACUUGGUGAACUUGAAUGAGGAUCCAUUGAUGUCAGAAUGUCUCAUUUAUUAUUUGAAAGAAGGAGUUACGAGUGUUGGUCGUCCUGAAGCAGAACACCGUCCAGAUAUUCUCUUAUCAGGAGAAGCAAUUCUGGAUUUACAUUGUGAAUUCAUAAAUGAAGAUGGAAAUGUUACUUUGGCAAUGCAGCCGGAUGCAUCUGUUUAUAUCAAUGGAAAACAAGUGAAAACACCUACCGUAAUGCAUACAGGAUCCAGAGUUAUCCUCGGAGAACAUCACGUUUUUCGGUACAAUGAUCCUCAGGAAGCAAGACAGAGUAGACAUAAUUUGGCAGCAAUUACAGCAGAACAACCAAUUGAUUGGAAAUAUGCUCAACAAGAACUUUUGGAGAAGCAAGGAAUUGAUUUGAAAGCAGAUAUGGAGAAGAAAUUAUUGGAAAUGGAGUCACAAUACAGAAAAGAAAAAGUGGAAUUGGAGAAGAAAAUGUAUUUGCAAACGAAGGAAUACGAAACAUUGAUCGAAAGCCUUCAGAGACAAGUGGAUUUAGCUCAAUCUGUUAUUUCAAGUGGUGGUUCAAUCUGGGAAGGAGAACGAAUGUUGACGUCUUCUUUGAUGGAAUUCCCGGAAGAAUUGAAAUGGACAUCAGAUCAAAAAAGAGUGGUUCGGAAGGCAGCAAUCAAAUGGAGAUAUCAUCAGUUCACUUCAGUUCGUGAUGAUCUUUGGGGCAAUGCAAUAUUUGUGAAAGAAGCGAAUGCAAUUUCUGUUGAAUUGAAGAAGAAAGUUCAAUUCCAAUUUGCUCUUUUGACGGACACAAUGUAUAGUCCUCUUCCACCUGAUCUCCUGCCACCUGGAGAGGAUCUUACACUCCGCCCGUAUCCAAAAACUGUCGUGGCAAUUCAAGUUCAAGAUCUCAAGAAUGGAGCAACUCACUAUUGGAGCAUUGAGAAACUCAAGCAACGCCUCGAAGACAUGAGAAUCUUCUACAAUUCGGAGUUAUCUGUUGCUGGAACACCAGUCGAAUGCCCGUAUCCACCAGUUGCUUCAGAAGGAUGGCUAGCUGCUUUGCACUUCAAUCCGACACGUCUUAUACCUGACAGACAACGACUUGAAGCAAUGCGAGAUAUGUAUGAAACUGAUGUGCAAAUGUCGCCAACUGACGGAGAUCCAAUGAUGGAUGCACUGAUGGGAACUGAUCCAUUUUAUGAUAGAUUCCCUUGGUUUAGAAUGGUUGGAAGAGCAUUCGUUUACUUGAAUAACCUGCUUCAUAAUGUUCCAUUGAUUCAUAAAGUUGCAGUUGUUAAUGAGAAAGGAGAAGUUAAAGGAUAUCUGAAAGUUGCCAUUGAACCAGUCCAAAAAGAUGAAGUCCAAAAUCAAAAGAAGGGAGUUCGUCAGACGGCGAAACUUCAUUUCCGAAAGGAAGACUUUUUGAAGACCCAUAAAAACGGAGAGACUGAUGAAUCAAGUGACUUAGCAUUCCCAGAUCAUAUGCCAGAAGAAAUUGAAUUCUGCUUCCGCGUUGUUGUCCUCCAGGCAAUCGACGUGGCAGACGCAUAUUCAGAUGUUUUCUGUCAGUUCAAUUUCCUCCAUCGUCAUGACGAGGCAUUCUCCACUGAGCCAAUGAAAAAUUCGAAGUCUCCAUUGACAUUCGAACACACUCAGAAUCUUCACAUCAAAAUGAGCAAGACAUUCCUUCAUUACCUCCAUCAUUUUCCUAUUAUCUUUGAGGUAUUUGGACAUUUCCAACCAAAGAAAGAGCAGUUUAACUUUGAAAGACAAAACAGUGCAUUGGGAAGACGAUUGAGCACGAAGCUGACAUUCCAACAGCCAAGUCUUGUGAUUUCAACUCCAGUCAAGAGUAAGAAGGCGAAUGCACCGAUUCAUAAUAACACUGCCUCCGUAAAAUCAAAACAUGACCUCCUCGUUUGGUUCGAAAUCUGUGAAUUGGCCAAUAAUGGAGAGUACGUGCCAACAAUUGUCGACCAUGCUCAAGGACUUCCAACACAUGGCAUAUUCUUACUUCAUCAGGGAAUUCAACGAAGAAUUAAAAUCACAAUUUGUCAUGAAAAAGGAGAAUUGAAGUGGAAAGACUGCCAGGAACUCGUCGUCGGACGUAUCCGUGCCGGACCAGAAUGGGCUGGAGGAGAUGACGUGGAUGUGUUGUCACUUGGAUUGUUCCCUGGAACUUUUAUGGAGUUUUCAAUGGAUGAUCGAACAUUCUUCCAAUUUGAAGCUGCUUGGGAUUCAUCUCUCCAUAAUUCUCCGCUUCUCAACAGAGUUUCCAAUUAUGGAGAUCAAAUCUACAUGACACUUUCUGCUUAUAUGGAAUUAGAUGGGUGUGCUCAGCCAGCUGUAAUUACGAAGGACUUGUGUCUUUUGAUCUACGCAAGAGACUCCAAAAUCUCAGCAGCAAGUCGUUUCUGUCGAUCACUGAUUGGUGGAAUCUCGAAGUCUCCGGAGAUGAAUCGAGUGCCUGGAGUCUAUCAGUUGUGCCUGAAGGAUGGAUCGGACUCAGGUAGUCCAGGAGCAAUUCGUCGUCAACGCCGGGUUCUUGAUACCUCUUCCGCAUAUGUCAGAGGAGAAGAGAAUCUGGGUCAAUGGAGGCCACGUGGAGAUUCAUUGAUAUUCGAACACCAAUGGGAACUAGAGAAAUUGACAAGAUUACAACAAGUUGAAAGAGUUCGUCUUUUCUUGAGACUUCGUGAUCGUCUGAAGGGAAAAAAAAACAAGGGCGAAGCCAGAACUCCAGUUAGUCCAUGUGAUCCAGUUUGUGCGAUUCCGGAAAGUGUCAAAUUGGAUGAAAAGGAGAAAGGAAUCGUCGGAAAAGUAUUGGGACUGAUCAAGAGAAGAAUUCCAAUGAACAAAGAUCCUCCGACUGGAAACAAAGCACAGGAAUUGAGUGAUGAGAGUGGAUCGAAUAGUAUCACAUCUCCAACUUCUGAUAAAUCCCUGAUCAAAUCAUCUCAAUCUUCCGAUCUUCUAUGCCGUCAAAAAUCGAAAUCUGAUCAGAAUCUCGCUUCGAAUGAUGAUAUUCUUGAUAGCAUCGGAGGAAUGAAACGAAGUUUGAGUGGUUCCAGAAUCCUUCAACUCAAUAUUCUGGUGCCAGAAGUUCUCGAAGAAAGAGUCGGAGUCGUUGUUUCCAAGAAGGGAUACAUGAACUUUUUGGAAGAGAAAACGCAAGGAUGGACUCGUCGAUGGGUUGUCGUCCGUCGUCCGUAUAUUCUCUUGUUCCGUGAUGAUCGAGAUCUUGUCAUUCGAGGAAUCAUCAACUUGGCAAAUGCGAGAAUCGAGCAUUCUGAAGAUCUGCAAGCGAUGGUUAAAGUUCCGAAUACAUUCAGUGUUUGCACAAAUCAACGUGGAUUCUUGAUGCAGAUGAUGCCAGGAGAUGAGAUGUAUGACUGGUUGUAUGCAAUAAAUCCAUUGAUGGCUGGACAAAUGAAAUUACACGGAAAUCAGAAUGGAACAACAUUGAAAUCACCAUCACCUUCUUCCACAACCAUCGCCCCAUAG
Molecule: messenger RNA, 4902 nt
Organism: Caenorhabditis remanei
Lineage: Eukaryota; Metazoa; Nematoda; Chromadorea; Rhabditida; Rhabditidae
Exons: 22
Coding region: 1-4902 (1633 amino acids)
Biological process (GO): microtubule-based movement; cytoskeleton-dependent intracellular transport; vesicle-mediated transport
Cellular component (GO): microtubule; kinesin complex
Molecular function (GO): microtubule binding; ATP binding; plus-end-directed microtubule motor activity
Source: RefSeq, a predicted model, not a curated record